Messenger RNA from Choloepus didactylus (southern two-toed sloth), 1752 nucleotides. It is a transcript of the gene OTUB1, whose product is annotated as OTU deubiquitinase, ubiquitin aldehyde binding 1. Gene Ontology annotation, molecular function: cysteine-type deubiquitinase activity; ubiquitin binding. NCBI's taxonomy places the organism in Eukaryota, Metazoa, Chordata, Mammalia, Pilosa, Megalonychidae. The record is from RefSeq and is a predicted model, not a curated record. The transcript is spliced from 7 exons. Gene Ontology annotation, biological process: protein K48-linked deubiquitination; negative regulation of double-strand break repair. Gene Ontology annotation, cellular component: nucleus. The coding region runs from base 43 to 858 and encodes 271 amino acids.
UAGAUAACCCGGAAGCGGUCGGCAGUGCGGCGCUGUUUAAAGAUGGCGGCGGAGGAACCUCAGCAGCAGAAGCAGGAGCCGCUGGGCAGCGACUCCGAAGGUGUGAACUGUCUGGCCUAUGAUGAAGCCAUCAUGGCUCAGCAGGACCGCAUUCAGCAAGAGAUUGCUGUGCAAAACCCUCUGGUCUCAGAGCAGCUGGAGCUCUCGGUCCUGUACAAGGAGUAUGCUGAGGAUGACAACAUCUAUCAACAGAAGAUCAAGGACCUCCACAAAAAGUACUCGUACAUCCGGAAGACCAGGCCAGAUGGGAACUGCUUCUAUCGAGCUUUUGGAUUCUCCCACUUGGAGGCACUGCUGGAUGACAGCAAGGAAUUGCAACGGUUCAAGGCUGUGUCUGCUAAGAGCAAAGAGGACCUGGUAUCCCAGGGCUUCACCGAGUUCACUAUCGAGGAUUUCCACAACACGUUCAUGGACCUGAUUGAGCAGGUGGAGAAGCAGACCUCGGUAGCCGACCUGCUGGCCUCCUUCAACGACCAGAGCACCUCGGACUACCUGGUGGUCUACCUGCGGCUGCUCACCUCCGGCUACCUGCAGCGCGAGAGCAAGUUCUUCGAGCACUUCAUCGAGGGUGGGCGGACUGUCAAGGAGUUCUGCCAGCAGGAGGUGGAGCCCAUGUGCAAAGAGAGUGACCACAUCCACAUCAUCGCGCUGGCCCAGGCCCUCAGCGUCUCCAUCCAGGUGGAGUACAUGGACCGCGGCGAGGGCGGCACCACCAACCCGCACAUCUUCCCCGAGGGCUCGGAGCCCAAGGUCUACCUUCUCUACCGGCCCGGACACUACGACAUCCUCUACAAAUAGGGCCGGUCCCGGCCUGCCGCUGCCCCGCCUGCCCUCCUCGCUUCAGGCGCUAGACAUGUACAGAGGUUUUUUUUGUGGUUGUAAAUGGUCAUAUUUCUCUUCCCCCCUUUUCCUGUCACACAACCUUCCAUGUUUUAUUAAAGGGGAUGCUGGUGGUGAGCCGUGUGUGCGCGUGUCCCUCCUGCCUGCCUGGCUGCUGUGUCUGGCUGUCCCCUUGUCCCCACCCCCACCCUAGGGGUCCCUCUCUGCCUUCUAUCUGUCUGCCCCAAGCCUCCCCACCAUGAGCAAUUUUGAGGGGGCCAGGCCUCUUGGGGACCCUUCCUGCUUACUUGGGGCUCUGCUUCCUUCUUUUGAGACUUUCUGCCUUCCCUCCUCAGCUGGAAUCUGGCCCAGGGGCUUCCAUGGGAAUCCCAGAAUUUCCUUGGUGACUUAUGCAGGGACCCAGGACUACCGAGGUUUCAGGCUGCUCCUUCACAGGCCCAGAGCCCAGCUUCCCACCCUCCCCCAGAGGUCUGCAUGCUCGGGGAGUCCCAGGUGGAGAGGGCUGACAUGAUGGGGGGACCCGGCUCAGGGCAGGUGGAGGAGCCCAGGCACCCAUAGUGUACCCCCAUGUGGUGGCCAGCCUGGGGAGAGGGGAGAAGGCUUCAAGCCUGAGGUGAUCCUGGGGCCCCAGGUUAGGACUAGCCCCAGUACUCUGUUCCUCCCCAGCCCAGCCCCAGCCUCCUGCCUGUGCCUGCUUUGCAUCCCCUUGCUUGGGCCACUGUGUCUUUGCAUUGCCUUCCUUUUGCCUCUCUUCUUCUCCCUCCCCAGCACAUGGGGGGUCUUGGCCCCUGGGCUGUGAGCUCCAUGGGGACAGGCCCUCAAUAAAUGUGAAGUGCUGCUGCCCGCCUCUGC